AUGAGUGCCACCAGUGAUUGGGUCGCAAAUUGGCUGAGGCCAGUUAAGCCAAGCCAAGCAAGAGUCUGUUCGGCUCAGCUCAGUGAAAUCCCCUAUGCUCUGACUCACUUGUUUUGGCUAACUUGGGGGCUUCAUCUCAGAAGCUGGUUGGCUUGGCUUAUGUUUGGUUUCCUCACGAGCCAGUUUGGUGUAGUUCAAAAUGGACCGAAAGAUGAAGCUGAGUCUACAAACGCGACAAAUGAAUCAGUUCUGAAGGUUGCACUUGAUCAUGGAAAGGCCUCGGGAGUUGUAAAGUCACAUGACAGGGUUGUGGUUUGCCAAAAAGUUGGGGAUGCAUCUGUGGUGAAGAUUAUUGAGCUUGAAGAUUAA
Ilex paraguariensis (yerba mate) is the source of this 369-nucleotide messenger RNA. NCBI's taxonomy places the organism in Eukaryota, Viridiplantae, Streptophyta, Magnoliopsida, Aquifoliales, Aquifoliaceae. The record is from the annotation of a GenBank genome assembly.